Knipowitschia caucasica is the source of this 393-nucleotide messenger RNA. Lineage: Eukaryota; Metazoa; Chordata; Actinopteri; Gobiiformes; Gobiidae. The record is from the annotation of a GenBank genome assembly.
AUGGGCUGGAGAUGGGAGGGGCUAUGGGCUGGAGAUGGGAGGGGCUAUGGGCUGCAGGUGGGAGGGGCUAUGGACUGCAGGUGGGAGGGGCUAUGGGCUGCAGGUGGGAGGGGCUAUGGGCUGGAGAUGGGAGGGGCUAUGGGCUGCAGGUGGGAGGGGCUAAUGGCUGCAAGUGGGAGGGGCUAUGAGCUGCAGGUGGGAGGGGCUAUGGGCUGCAGGUGGGAGGGGCUAUGGGCUGCAGGUGGGAGGGGCUAUGAGCUGCAGGUGGGAGGGGCUAUGGGCUGCAGGUGGGAGGGGCUAUGGGCUGCAGGUGGGAGGGGCUAUGGGCUGCAGGUGGGAGGGGCUAAUGGCUGUAGGUGGGAGGGGCUAAUGGCUGCAGGUGGGAGGGGCUAA